This is a messenger RNA of Zingiber officinale, 1689 nucleotides long. Its product is annotated as CBL-interacting protein kinase 6-like. The record is from RefSeq and is a predicted model, not a curated record. Gene Ontology annotation, molecular function: protein kinase activity; ATP binding. Bases 216 to 1493 code for a protein of 425 amino acids. The transcript has a single exon. Gene Ontology annotation, biological process: signal transduction; protein phosphorylation. NCBI's taxonomy places the organism in Eukaryota, Viridiplantae, Streptophyta, Magnoliopsida, Zingiberales, Zingiberaceae.
AGUUCACUCACAUGCCCUAACGCCGCUGCCGUCGCCGCCGCAACCGCUGCUUCUUCUCGUCGUCGAAGUCUAGCCACGGGGAUGCAGAAAGAUGGGGAGGAAACAGUUGGCAUCUAAUCUCCCUGCUGCGAGAGGCGGUGGGCCGGACGGAACUUCCAGCGGGAGUUCUUCGAGGAUUGGAAGUUUGAAAGAUCCCUCUUUUGGUUACCUUGGUGAUGGAGGACUGCGGUGGCGGCGGCGUCCUCCAAGGCCGCUACGAGCUCGGCCGCGUUCUGGGCCGCGGUUCCUUCGGGAAAGUUCACCUCGCCCGCGACCUCUGCGCCGGGCGCAGCGUAGCGGUCAAGGUGGUGGACAAGGCGACCGUCGUCCGCGCAGGGAUGAUGGAUCAUCUUAAGCGCGAGAUCUCCGCCAUGCGGAUGGUCCGCCACCCCAACGUGGUCGCGCUCCACGAGGUCAUGGCCACCCGAUCCAAGAUCUACCUCGCGAUGGAGCUCGUGCGCGGCGGCGAGCUCUUCGCCCGCGUCGCCGGCGCCGGGCGCCUGAGCGAAUCCGCCGCGCGCCGGUACUUCCGUCAGCUGAUCUCGGCCGUCGAUUUCUGCCACCGGCGCGGCGUCUACCACCGCGAUCUCAAGCUGGAAAACCUCCUCCUCGACGAGAACGACGAUCUCAAAGUCGCUGAUUUUGGGCUCAGCGCACUGGCCGACCCCGCUAGAACAGAUCGGCUCCUCCACACCUUGUGCGGCACGCCUGCGUACGUCGCCCCGGAGGUGCUAUUCCAAAGGGGCUACGACGGGGCCAAGACCGACGUGUGGGCCUGCGGCGUCAUUCUCUUCGUUCUCCUCGCCGGAUUCUUGCCGUUCCGAGACGACAACAUCAUGGCGAUGUACAAAAAGAUCUGCCGCGGGGAUUUCCAGUGCCCGCCCUGGAUUUCUCCCGGCGCCCGUCGCAUCAUCGUCAAGUUGCUCGACCCAAAUCCCAACACCAGAAUCACCCUCACGAAGCUCAUGGAGUCUUCGUGGUUCAACAAAUCCGCCUCGCAGAAACCAGAACAAAGCAAGGAAGAACAGAUUGCGGCGCAUCUGGCGGAGGAGCCAGAGAAGUUGAACGCUUUUCACUUGAUAUCGUUCUCGGAGGGCUUCAACCUUUCUCCUCUGUUCGAAGGUGCGAGGAAAGAAGGGAUGAGGUUCACGACGAAGGAGCCAGCGAGCAGCGUGGUGUCGAAGCUGGAGAGCGUAGCGGCGAGCACGUCGUGGAAGUUGCGGGUGACGAAGAGCGGCGCCGGCGGGGUGUGGAUGGAGGGAGAGGACAAGGGGAGGACGGGGAGGCUGGCGAUCGCCGCUCAAUUCUUUGCGCUGGCAGAAUCUGUGCUCGUGGUGGAGGUGAGGAAGGACGACGGCGACACGGUCGAGUACCAGAAGUUCUGCGCCUACGAGCUCCGGCCGGCGCUCAAAGACAUCAUGUGGUCGCCCAAUUGCCAACCUAUCACUGCCUGAUAAAGAAUCCUAGUUCAUCCUGAAGUUCGUUUACAGUUAAAUUCUUCUUUCUUUUCUAAUUGAUUCAUGAUAGUAACUUUGGAAUUUAUUCUGAUGAUUCUUGUGAAAGGAUCUUCUCAAAAUCAAUACCAAUUUCUAAUCUCAUUCCUAAAUAAAUUUUCUCUUAAACAGAAUAAAAUAGCCAAUUCCCUCUAAA